AUGUCGUUCCCCGCGGCGCCGCCCCCUGCUUGGGUCAGGUCGGGGCCGACCGCCGCUGCCUCGACCUCGACGCCAACCGCUGUGGCCGGACCCCGACGCCGCCGCCACCGGACCGCCUCGCCUCCUCACCUCUCCCUCGCUGGCUCCAUCGAGCCUCGCGCCCCCGCCACCUGCGUCCAUCCCCAGCGCUGCCCGACUCCGUCAACGCCGUCGCCUCCUCGCCCUCGUGCUGGACUGCACCGUCCCCGCCUCGCCAUCACCGGCUCCACCGAGCCUCGCCGCUCCCCGUACCCCUGCAACGCCGGUGAGGGCCAUGCCCUCCCCCCUCUCUAUCUUGGCCGUGGGGACCGCCGCUCGACCGCGCUCACCAUGUCGUGCCCGUGCCCCGUGCGGGCCCGCAACCGCCUCACAGCCGUGCGCGCCCGCAGCCCAGCGCGUCGUGGCCUGUCGCCCCGCCGUGGCCACGCCCUGGCCGCGCCCGUGCCGCAUCGGCCACGCCCGACCCGCGCACCCGCGCAUCGCCUCCCUCCCCGGCGCGCUCACCGCGCCCUGCCGCUGCUCUGCCUCGCCCCGUCACCGCCCGCAUGCGCCACCGCGGCGCCUCCCGCCUUCGGCCGCCGCAGGCCCCGCCCCGCCGCACCUUGCUCGCCGGCGGCGCGCCUUAGCCGCGGCCACGCCUCGGGCGUGUGCUCGCGAGCCCUGGCGGGUUCGUCCCGCCCCGCCACCCGUUACGCCCGCUCCGCCGGGCCCCUGUACCACUGA
Molecule: messenger RNA, 762 nt
Organism: Aegilops tauschii subsp. strangulata
Lineage: Eukaryota; Viridiplantae; Streptophyta; Magnoliopsida; Poales; Poaceae
Source: RefSeq, a predicted model, not a curated record